AUGGUUCGGACACGGCUGCUCCCUGUUCUCGUGGCCGUAGGUCUCUUCACUGGUCAGGUAACAUCUCUUGCGACAUCAGAUUCCUGGAGGGAUGUCGACCUCGGCCAAUCUUCCUAUGUCGGCGGGAGUCAUAAUCUGGAUCCUGCCGUUGUUGACAGUCCACAUUUCGGCUUGCGAUGGAAGGUAGACUUCAACAAGGGCGAAACUCAUUACGCCAGACCAUUGAUUUACACACCUCCAUCCACGAACAAGCAAAUCGUGUUUCUUGCGUCAACGGAAAAUCGACUCCGCGUUCUCGAUGCGGAGACAGGAGAGGUCUUGAAGAAGAGGAAGCUAGCUGAACCAUUCCCUCUGGCAGAGGCAUUUUGCACUCAAGUCUCUGAGACGCUUGGGAUCAUGGGCACACCAACCAUUGACCCAGAGACUGAUACGGCUUAUUUCUACGCAAAAUCGUAUAUACCAUAUUAUCGUGAUGUUACAAAGACUGGGAUCAUAAACGGUGUAUACUACUUCUAUGCAGUCGACGUGAACACACUCGAAGACAUAGAAGGGUUUCCCAUCCUAAUCGACGGCCUCCAUGCAGACAACGAUCCAAGGAGGUAUUUCAUCGGAGGUACGAUCCUGCAAAGGCCCUCACUUCUCCAACUUGGCGAUAUAGUCUACGCCGGCUUUGGGGGUCUGUGCGAUGCAUUCAAUGCUACUGGAACGAUCAUAGGGAUAGACGUGAAGCAGAAGAAGGUGACUACACAUUGGGUGACCCAAGCGGGCCCCGACGCUCCGUUCUCAGAGGAUUGGACUGCCUGGCAUGGUGGAGGUCCUGGCGGCGUCUGGCAAAGCGGACAAGGUCUCGCAACCGAUGGCGGCAGUAUCUUUUUCGUUUCAGACAACGGCGGUGGUUCUAUGGAUGAAACUAUUGACACGACUCCUCGACGCGGUAAUGCAAGCUUGUCUAUCUUGUCAGAAGUCGUUGCCCGAGUCAACCCGACAGCGGAUGGAGGUCUUGAUGUGGUAGAUUUCUUCAGGCCACACAAUUACCAAUACGACGACGAAAAGGAUCUGGGCUCUGGGGGAUUCUCGCUCCUCCAUCCCUACUUCAAUUCCACCACCGUGUCACGCAUUGGCACCGUUGCAAGCAAAAACAACAAAAUCUUCAUCUUCGACGCCUACAACCUCGGUGGCUACCGUCAGGGUUCAAACGGGACCGACGCAGUCCUCCAGACAAUUCCUGUCGGCGGCGAAGUCUUCGGCAGCAUUGGCUCUUACCCGCUGGAUGGCGGCUACAUCUACGUCGCCCCACUUCGGAACCCUCUCUCCGCGUACAAGCUCUCAAUCACCGAGGACGGGACGCCGCAGUUCGUGUUCGCGGGACAAUCGGAGGUGUCCACGCGACAGAACCGUGGGACGGGCAUCCCAACGGUGACGUCCUUCCAUGACGAGCCGGGCACUGGUAUCGUGUGGCUCACAGACCCAGACGCGGGUUUGGACGCCUGGUAUGCAGUUCCUGGAGAAGAUGGGGUGCUGAAGAAGAUCAACCUGCCUACCGUGAACGGUGCGAAUCGAUAUUCAAGGCCCGCGUUUGGAGACGGAAAGGUAUAUGUGGUCGAUGGAGAAGGAAGCUUAGUCUGUCUAGGCGUUUUAUAA
Messenger RNA from Cyclocybe aegerita, 1641 nucleotides. The record is from the annotation of a GenBank genome assembly. NCBI's taxonomy places the organism in Eukaryota, Fungi, Basidiomycota, Agaricomycetes, Agaricales, Hemipholiotaceae.